GAGUGGACGCGCUGGCGGAUGAUUGAUGCGAAUAUUGCGUAUACGUCGUGUGAGCGGCUCAAAAGUUCGUGCGUGCAGGAGUCAGAGUGUGCGUGUGUGUGUGUGUCAACAGCAACAACACCAGCAACAACACCAGUAGCGACAGGUGAGCAAGGCGACGAAUCAGGACCUAAGAAUUAAGCCAAAGUUGAAGAGCGAGUAACAGACACCGCCAGCGGGCGGUCCGAAAAGCCAACUUCAUUUACGUUUGAAACGCAGUUGAAAUAAACGACUUCACGACACUGGCGGAUUUGCUAAAAAACAUCCAAUCCCUGUGGCUAACGAGCUGGCUCAGCUCUGGAAGCGGGAGGACCAAGCGUACGAAGAGCCUUGCAGGCGGCGGAGUAGGAAUCGGAAUCGGAACCGGAAUCGCUGGCCAAGAGAAGCGCUCCGUCAACGUUUACACGCUCCAGCAGCCGCAUAAAUUUCCGCUUCAAUUGGACGUGUGCGGCGGUGGUAAUUGCAGCUUUGAUUGCCACCAAAAGCAGCAGCAGCAGCGGGAGCAACAGGAGCUGGACAGGAUCCCUGCCGCGUCGUCCCUAUCCUGGUCCCAGCGACAGAGACGCCAGCUGGGCCAGAGCUGUGACGAAACCAAAUUCAUUGAAAGUUCAAUGGCCCAAACGAUGGACGACAUGGUCUUUCAAUGCAACAAUCAAAAUUCGAUUUAUGUGCUUAAUGCCAGCUAUGGUGCAUAUGGGGACUAUGGCACAUAUGCGGCAACAAAGCGUGAAAUAAAUGGCAGCCAGAGCAGAGCGGCAAAUCCAAUUGAGGCAACUUGCUCCAGUGGGGGAGUCGUCCUGCAGCAUAAAUUCAAAACUUUUGGCACUGCCACAACAGCAACAGCAACAACAACAGCAGCGGAAGGAGGAGUAGAUGUGGCAGCGGGAAGCGCAUCAAACUACGUAAAUCCUGUCGCUACAUCAAUGUCAACCGCAAUGUGUUCACCGGCAACAGCGGCCCUGCAAAAAUUGUUCAAUUGCAGCGUUGGCGGCGCCUGCCACAAUGUCACCCAAACCCAUCCCCAAACCCUGGGCCAAAUCCAGGACCACAGCCACAUCACCAGCCACCACAGCAUCAGCAGCAGCAAUAACAAUGCCCCUGCCAGCAGCCACAACAAUAGCUGCCUGUCAGCGGCAGGCGGAGUAACCCAAAACGGCCGGAAUCGGAGCCGAAGUGGCGGCGAGUCCCUGGAUGGCCCAGCGGGUGUGACGACAGCAGGAGCUGGAGUAGGAGCAGGCGCCGCCGGUGGCCUCCCACUGAUGCCGAAGAAGAAAUGCACCAAUGUCAAAUCAGCGCUUAUUGCCAAGAAGACAAAGUUUCUGAAAUAUCUCGAAGAAGAAAAAUGGCGCAGCAACGCAGUAGCAGCAGCGGAAGAUGCGGGCGCCAUCAGCAAUGAGGCGGAGCCACCCAACAACAACGGCGGCAACUUGAAAAAUCAGAGCAACAGUCGGGAGGCUGCGUAUCGAGGUGGAAGUGGAUAUGGGAGUGGCAGUGGCAGCGAGCAGCGCCAGCUGAAUAAAUUGAGCAACUGGAGCAUGCAUAAUGAGGACAACAGCACCAGCACAGCACCGGCAGCACUGCUGACCAGCCAGCAGCAGCACCAGCAGCAGGCGAAAUCCAGCUUCGAGCUCUACCAGGAGGCAGCCGACAUAUUGGGCCUGAGUUGCAGCCUCUGUGAUAAUUGCCGAUGCCUGGACUGCCAGAGCGGUUACUUUGACUGCGACGACGAUGAUGAGAGCUACUCGGAGCACUCGCUGAUGGACGAUGAGUACGAGUUCGAGUUUGACUGCACCGCCGAGGAGCUGCAAGCGGUGCUAACAGGCCGAGAUAGGGAGCUGGAGCCUUGCUGUCAGCCCCUGGGGGCCAGACCCGGUUCCCAUUUGCGCCACAAUGGGGCUUCCCCGGACCCGGACACGUCACACACGCAGCCGGAAUCUGUCGGACAUCGGUUGGCCAUCGAUUUUGAUUUAAUUAACGCCACUUGCAGCCAAGUUCUGCAAAACUGUGAAACAUUCAAUGAAUUGAGUCUGCUAGAUGCCGCCGCCGCCGCCGGAGCCGAGCGUCCGUACACGUAAAUCCAGAUAACGAGAGAAGGCAACGAAAGGAGGAGGAGGAACAGGAGGCCCAAUCAGCCAUCGGACACUGCGGCUAAUUAAAGUUUAACAUUCCGGCGAAGCCCAUUAAUUGCAAGUGACACCUUCGGACAGCGGCUGCCACACCGCUCUCGCCCCGGGGUGUAUUUGCUUUUCAUUUAUCUUUCUGAUUUGAUUUCAAUUAAGUUCCGAUACAAAUAGUAUAAAUCGAAGGACAUGCUUUCGCUGCCAUAUAUCCUAUAUACAAAUAUGCAAUCUACACUCCUCUGAACACACAGACACUCCCUUGGACGUUAUGCAAACUCAAGUGGGGCACGUGACGAAAUAAAUAAAUUAAUUGCGAAUUGUAAUUUUCCAAUCGAGGCGGCGGAAAUUCAAUUGCUGGCUGGAAAAUCUGAAACAUUUUCAGUGAUUAUUAUCAGUAAAUAUGAUGCCACACACAUGCAGAAACAAUGUAAAACAAUUGUGCCAAUUUCAUAUUCAUAUUGGAAUGAAUUGCAAACCAAAUAACAAAAAAGGGAAAACGAAAAGCAAAGGGGGAUUAUUUAGCCCGUAAUCUGACAAACGAAACAAAAUAAAACAAAAUGGAGCCGAAAACUAUUUGCAAAUUCCAUAAAAUAUUUAUCUCUAUGUAAAGGUUCGGUGUUGGUAGCGCUUAAGUAUUUAAGAAUUUUCGUGUGAUGCUUUUCAUUCGUUCGAUUGAUUUCAAAUCAAAAAGAAACAUUGGAAAUAUAUACAUAUAUGGAUUUGUGUUGGAA
Molecule: messenger RNA, 2890 nt
Organism: Drosophila kikkawai
Lineage: Eukaryota; Metazoa; Arthropoda; Insecta; Diptera; Drosophilidae
Product: autotransporter adhesin BpaC
Source: RefSeq, a predicted model, not a curated record